UGCUGUAUAUAUAUAUAUACACACACACUGGACCCUUGACAGAAAGCGAAUUUAAUGAACAGGUGUUAAUGUGAGAUGCUUUGAACUAUCUCGAAGAUAAAUCGUCUGGGAUGAGGUGAAUGCUUCUGCAUUUAAUCCAAAGGGAGGGGGAAAAAAGAAGAUCGAAAGUGGAAGGAGGAGUGAAGAGAGAGAAAGAACAUGUGAUGUGACUCUGGGUUCUUUGAUUCUUUGGGGAUUUUGUGGUUCUGCUUGCUUCUUCCGCGUCAUUUUCCGACAACCUGUGAUCGUUUUCGGCUGUUUCCUUUCUGGGUUUCGGUCGAAGCUUGCAACUUCCCCAGAAACUGGAUCUGGGUUUCACUGAUUUUUCCUAAAGGAUGAAUCUUCACGAGAAGGGCGGUGUUAUCGUUGCCCAGAUGCUGAGAAGAUCAACUCUCGCGGUGUUCUUCGUCUCCUUAUUUCCAGUUCUAUUUACUGAUUUAAGCCACGCUUCUUCUUCUACGUCAUCUGAAUGGAGCAUUGUGAAGCCUAGGCACUUAUCUCUGCUCAAGAGUGCAUUACAACGUCCGGGUGGAGAACAGUCUGACCUUUGGAGGCCCUUGACCGAUCAGGGAUGGAAACCUUGCAUUGAUUCAGGAAAUGCCCCUUCAUUACCAGAGAAAUCAGAGGGCUACAUCCAGGUGUUUCUUGAUGGAGGUCUGAAUCAGCAACGGAUGGGGAUAUGCGAUGCAGUUGCUGUCGCUAAGAUACUAAACGCCACUCUCGUAAUCCCGUUUCUUGAAGUGAAUUCUGUUUGGCAAGAUUCCAGUUCGUUUGUGGAGAUCUUUGAUGUGGAUCACUUCAUUGAUGAAUUAAAGAAUGAUGUAAGAAUAGUCAAAGAACUGCCUGAAGAAUUCUCAUGGAGCACAAGAGAGUACUAUGCCACAGCAAUCCGUGAAACCCGAGUUAAGACCGCUCCUGUUCAUGCUUCUUCCAACUGGUAUCUCGAGAACGUUUUGCCUCUUCUCCAAAGUUUCGGGAUAGCUGCUAUUUCUCCGUUCUCACACCGUCUAUCUUUUGACCACUUGCCUGCGGAGAUCCAAUGGCUGAGAUGCAAAGUUAAUUUCCGAGCAUUGCGUUUUGUCCCCCACAUUAGACAACUCGGUGAGGCUCUUGUCACUCGUCUUAGAAACCCCUCAUGGAGAGACAAAGAAGAGGAUGUGGAUCAUUUGAGAGACAUGAGCAACCCCCACAAAAGACAAGAGCCCGGGAAGUUCGUUGUUCUUCACCUCCGGUUUGACAAGGAUAUGGCAGCACACUCGGCCUGCGAUUUUGGUGGGGGGAAGGCGGAGAAACUGGCGUUGGCCAAAUACCGGCAAAUGAUAUGGCAAGGAAGAGUCCUAAACUCGCAGUUCACAGACGAAGAGCUGAGGAGCCAAGGACGUUGUCCAUUGACACCAGAAGAGAUGGGCCUUCUUCUUGCUGCUCUUGGCUUCGACAACUCUACCCGUCUCUAUCUUGCUUCCCACAAGGUAUACGGAGGGGAAGCUAGGGUUUCAGCGCUGAGACAAGUGUUUCCAAGAAUGGAAGACAAGAGAAGUCUCGCCUCUUCGGAGGAGAGAGCUCGUAUCAAAGGAAAAGCUUCUCUGUUGGCUGCGGUCGAUUACUACGUGAGCAUGCACAGUGACAUCUUCAUCUCUGCAUCUCCAGGGAACAUGCACAAUGCCCUUGUGGGUCAUAGGACAUUCGAGAACAUGAAGACGGUAAGGCCAAACAUGGCGCUGAUAGAACAGCUGUUCCUCAGGAAAAACAUCACGUGGAUGGAGUUCCAGCAGGCGGUGGGAGAAGGGCAUGUGAACAGGCAAGGCCAGAUCCGUUUAAGGAAGCCCAAGCAGUCCUUGUACACUUACCCUGCUCCCGAUUGCAUGUGUCAUGUCUGAUUCCGCUACUGCUUCUUCUCUCCGGUUUUGGUCAGAAUCCCCAUUCCUUUCCAUGGUUGCGGCUGAACAAUAUAUACAUAUAUAUAUAUAUAUAGCACAUGAUAGCGAUGAGGAGGAAAAAUAAUAUCUUCGUGCGUUCAUAGCAGUUGUUGACUGCAUGCCGGUGUAGCAGAGGGAGAGAGAGAGAGAGAGAGAGAGAGAGAGAGAGAGAGAGAGAGAGAUUGAGAUUGGUGCUCAUGAUUUUGAGUUGCGAUUAGGUUCCUAUCUCUUAUUGGCCGAUGCCCAUGAAUUCAUCUGACUAUACUUAUUUGUAUCGAUAUGGUCAGUAUUGAUUUCUUUAUUUAUAAAGAUCAAACACAAUGAGUGAUCGGAUAAUCACAUUCACCAUGCCACUUCAACUGUU
Messenger RNA from Tarenaya hassleriana, 2319 nucleotides. RefSeq lists its product as uncharacterized. Lineage: Eukaryota; Viridiplantae; Streptophyta; Magnoliopsida; Brassicales; Cleomaceae. Bases 375 to 1916 code for a protein of 513 amino acids. The transcript is spliced from 10 exons. The record is from RefSeq and is a predicted model, not a curated record.